Molecule: messenger RNA, 351 nt
Organism: Morchella importuna
Lineage: Eukaryota; Fungi; Ascomycota; Pezizomycetes; Pezizales; Morchellaceae
Exons: 6
Coding region: 1-351 (116 amino acids)
Source: RefSeq, a predicted model, not a curated record
AUGGCUUGGUCGACGUUAUUGAACGUUGCAAAUAGUUGUCUGUCGGAGAAUAGUACAAAACUAGAACCCCCUCUGGAUUUUUGCACAACUUGCAAAGCUAGAUUGGCCAGCAGGCCUAAUUACUGUGCUAUUAAAGACGUCAGUGGCCAGUGGGAUAACGCUUUGAAAGGAUGGGAGAUUGUUAUGCACUGGAGAGGGUUGGAAGUUGGAUGGAUGGAUUCAGUUGUGGGGCCGUUUACAGUGGAUGUCGCGGAUCCGGAUUCCCGAAGAUCACGUGGCCCGAACGAGCCCUUCUUCUCUAACUCUCGAGAGAUAACCUGUUUAAGACCACGACUGAAUACUAUGUCAUAG